Molecule: messenger RNA, 2360 nt
Organism: Copidosoma floridanum
Lineage: Eukaryota; Metazoa; Arthropoda; Insecta; Hymenoptera; Encyrtidae
Product: cilia- and flagella-associated protein 52
Molecular function (GO): protein binding
Source: RefSeq, a predicted model, not a curated record
AUGGACAUUCAAGACCUCGAAAUAGCUGGAAUUGUUGCCUUUGACGGCCUGACGAAAAAUGCCCUGCAGCUGCAUCCGGAUAACGAGCACUUUGUCUAUCCCAUGGGCAACAAAGUCACGGUUAAGCACAUAAUCACGGGAAAACAGGCCUUCUUAUCAGGACACACGAACUUGAUAUCAACGAUGUGCAUCUCACCUUGCGGCAAAUAUGUCGCUUCCGGACAAAUCAAUCACAUGGGAUUCAAGGCAAAGGUAAUCAUAUGGGAUUAUCACGAGAGAAAGUUGAAAUCGAGCCACGAGAUCCACAAAGUGAGGAUUGAGAGUAUCUGCUUCUCUUGCGAUAGCAAUUUCCUGAUAAGCCUCGGAGGACGGGACGACGGCAACGUUGUCAUAUGGAACGUCAAAAAGAACGACGCCUUGUGCGGAGCUUUCGCAAGCACGGACAUCGGUGGCAACGCUUACGCCGUUUGCCGUACGAACCUGCGUGACUUGUGUUUCGUGACUGUCGGCGACCAGACCCUCAAAGUGUGGCGCAUCAACGUGGAGACGCGCAAAGUCUACGGCCAGGACGUCAAAGUCGGCAAACUGAAGAGAUGCGUCAAGUGCGUGGUCAUCGACGAGAGGGACGAAAACGCGUACUGCGGCACCUCAUCCGGCGACAUCAUCAAAACCAAAUUAAACUACUAUCACAAUAUGGAGCACAUGGAGCCGGUGCAGCAGCCGGUGAUGAUCGGUUGUUACUCGAAAAUAUCGAAAAACGCGAAAAAACGUAGGCUCGGGAUCGGCGAUCCGUACUCCGGUGGAGUCGACAAUUUGCUCCUCUGGGGGCAGAACAAGCUCGUUGUCGGCACGGGAGACGGGACUCUGGAGCUGGUGACAAUUACGGCACAGGUGGACGCGAAACCCGACAAGAGGAUCAAGUCGCCCAGUACGCCUCAGUUAAAAACGCUGCUCGCCGAAAAUGUUAGGAGCGCGGUGACCUCGAUGAUUUUUUGGAAAAACGAGUUCAUCGUCGUCGGCACGAUUCUCAGCGAAAUUUACCAAAUCAAACUCUCCGACUUUGACAUGCGUCUCCUCGUUACGUGUCACACGGCCACGAUUUACGACGUAGCGUUUCCACACAAUUACUCGGAAAUAUUCGCCACCAGCAGCAAAAAUGACAUCAGACUGUGGAGAUUGGAGACGCAGAGGGAACUUUUGCGAAUCACCGUACCGAAUUUCGUUUGCACGAGCAUUUAUUUCUCCUACGACGGGAGGAUGCUGGUAUCCGCAUGGAAUGACGGGAUCAUUCGCGCGUUUACGCCACAAACUGGCCGGUUGAUCUUUGCGAUUCUCAAUGCGCAUCUUAAAGCCGUUUCGGCUAUAACGCUGACCAAAGAUGGGAAAAAGAUCGUAAGCGGAGGCUGCGACGGACAGGUAAGGAUGUGGGAGAUCCAUCCGGAGGUACAAAAAUUGCUCUGCGUGUUGAAAGUACACAGGGGCUCCGUGACUUCGCUGCACAUCAAUCACGAUGGCACGGAAGCGAUAAGCUCCAGUACGGAUGGAACUUGUAUCAUAUGGGACAUCGAGCGUAUGGUAAGGAAACAAGUGCUGAUGGGAAACACGAUGUACAUGUCGGCCUGCUUCAGCACGAACGGCGUUCAGAUCCUGACUUGCGGUACGGAUCGGAAAAUAGCUUACUGGGAAACGCUAGAUGGCUCGAUGAUCCGUGAGCUCGAGGGUUCGGGAGCGGGUGCUCUCAACUGCAUCGACGUUAGUCCGGAUGGCCAGUACUUUGUCACAGGAGGCAACGACGGUGUCGUCAAGUUUUGGAAUUACAACGCUGGAGAGACCACUCACGUGGGCAUGGGACACGCUGCUAUCAUCACUGCCUGCAAGAUCAGUCCGGACGGCAAGCACAUCGUGACGGCGAGCGGGGAUGGUGCUAUUUUAAUAUGGAAGUGUCCAUUCGAGAUGAAAGUUGAAAAGACGCCGAUGAAACGCUUGGCCGCGAGUAUUAGCUCGAGGUCGACUUGUAGUUUGAGAGAAGAGGAGUUCAAGAAGAGUCUGAGCUUGGACUUGGGCAAUGAGAACGUGACGGACCUUACGCCAAGAUCGGAGGCUGCUGAGAGUGUCAAGGCUGUUUACAAAGGAAACGGCGAAACACCUGUAUGCAAAUGUGAUCCAAUACAGCCGUUGCCAGAGAGUUGUAAAUGCAAAGAGGAAAAUACCAAGUCACCAAUUAUAGAAACCACAAGAUCUUCAAAGUCUUCCUCGUCAAAGAAAUCGAUGAAAAAUGAAACAACGUCCUGUCGUGAGAAAAACUCGAAAUGCGGCAGUGUAGAAAGGAAGUUAUUGGCAUAAUUUUUUCAAACUUUCAG